GUUACAUUGUUAUCAAAAAGAGCAAUACGAUGAUAUUACAUCGAUAUUUUCUUCGAAAUUCUUCCCAGUUGUUACUUCCAAGAUUUGUUCAUACUUUAGACUAUUCAAAAGUUCCUCAACUACUUGAUAAGGAUAUAGAAGAAAUGCAUGUUAGAGGUAGUGGUCCCGGAGGACAAAAAAUUAACAAAACGGCUAAUUGUGUUGUUUUAAAACAUCUUCCAACAGGGAUUGUUGUUAAAUGCCAGGAAACUCGAGAGUUGUAUAAAAAUAGAGAAAUAGCACAUUCACUUUUACAAAGCAAAGUAGACAAUUUUAUUAAUAAAGAACAUAGUAUUGAAAGCCAAUUAAAAUCAAUUCAAGAAAAAAAAAGUAAUACCAGAGAACAGAAAAGGGAAAAGAUCAGAGCAUUGAAAGAAUCUUGGAAAAAUCGUGAAUUUGGUACUAAGAAUUGAUUAUAAAAAAUGGACAUAGUAUUAUAAAUAUAUAUAGAACAA
Molecule: messenger RNA, 494 nt
Organism: Diorhabda carinulata
Lineage: Eukaryota; Metazoa; Arthropoda; Insecta; Coleoptera; Chrysomelidae
Product: mitochondrial translation release factor in rescue
Exons: 2
Coding region: 30-452 (140 amino acids)
Biological process (GO): translational termination
Cellular component (GO): mitochondrion
Molecular function (GO): translation release factor activity
Source: RefSeq, a predicted model, not a curated record